AUCCAGGAGGACGAGCUGAAGGAGGCGGUUCUUCUGGUGUUUGCUAACAAACAGGAUCUUCCCAACGCCAUGGGGGUCAGUGAACUCACCGACAAGCUGGGACUACACAGCCUACGCAGCAGAACUUGGCAUGUGCAGGCGACCUGUGCCACGCAGGGCACCGGUCUGUACGAGGGUCUUGAUUGGCUGUCCAACGAGCUGUCGAAGCGCUAACGCCUCACAGGAAACAGGAAGCAGCAGACUGAUGAUGUCAUCACUGAGGGCCUUGUACAGAGACGAAGACGAGGAACUGUUUUUGUUUUUUUAAAUUAUAAAUGUGUCUGUCUGUAGGAGGAAGUGAUGUCAUGGACUCUGAGCUCAUCCUCUUCUUCUUCUGUUCUUCCUAAAGAGGUUUCCUAAAUGGUUUUUUUUUUUUUUAUUCGCAUGUUUUAACUCUGAAUCAUGUGACAGGAAGUGAUGGAAUGGGAGGGGCGGGGCUUAAGAUAGCUGACAGUUUCCUGUGGUCGGGGGGCGGGGCUUAACUAAUUAAGUAUGGGGGGUUAACUCAUUCCACAGAGCGUGCCGCGGCGUCAUUCCUCAACAAUGUGAAGAAGAAGAAGCAGCAGCGAGACGAUGAUGCAAUAAAGGUUUCUUUCUUCUCA
Molecule: messenger RNA, 641 nt
Organism: Perca fluviatilis (European perch)
Lineage: Eukaryota; Metazoa; Chordata; Actinopteri; Perciformes; Percidae
Product: ADP-ribosylation factor 4-like
Biological process (GO): intracellular protein transport; vesicle-mediated transport
Cellular component (GO): cytoplasm; plasma membrane
Molecular function (GO): GTP binding; GTPase activity
Source: RefSeq, a predicted model, not a curated record